CAGCCUAAUACCUCUGGGAGUGUUUGUCUAUCACGAAUAUCAACUACCAAUCACCGUUCCUAGAACAAGCUUCAUAUUCAAUUUCAAACGAAGAAUAUCAAGCCAUGAAAACCAAGGAAGCAUCAUCACCACCCUCAACCCCCAUCUUCAGAAUCCGUGUCCUCGACGCCGUCAUUGAGGUGCCGUUUAAACACCACAUAUCAGAGGGACCUAUAAUAGGAGAUGCACUCGGACCAGAUCUCUCCCAGCAACCGGAACAUUCUUCAUCCCCAUCAAAUAACAGCCCCAUACUCAAAGCAACCACCACCAUUACUACCACCAACGACAUAAACCACAACAUCUCAUCACCGCCCUCCCCGCCACGUACCAGCCGCUUCCAAGACGAUUUCUUAGCCCUCCUCACACUACUGCCCGCACAGCGGUAUCCUCCAUCGCCUUCUUCGCCAACACUCUCCUUUUAUUCAGCCGACUGCUUUGAUCGCGAAGGAGAUGUAGAUAUGAGAGAAGAUUACCCUAGCAACAACAUUAGUAGCGGCGGUAGUAGAAGAGAGGAUGGCAACCAAACAGCAUUAGCGAGAAAAUAAGUUAGAGGAGGAUGGUCGCCACGGAGAAAGUGCGGUCAUAAGCGCAAUGUAGAAAGAGAACAGUGGCGGCUGGGGGAUAGACAUAACAA
Daldinia loculata is the source of this 673-nucleotide messenger RNA. RefSeq lists its product as uncharacterized. The coding region runs from base 105 to 584 and encodes 159 amino acids. The record is from RefSeq and is a predicted model, not a curated record. Lineage: Eukaryota; Fungi; Ascomycota; Sordariomycetes; Xylariales; Hypoxylaceae. The transcript has a single exon.